AUGAUGAACAUCAAGAUGGACCACCACCUAGGCCAUAACCGCUCCGGAUGUCACUAUGGAGAUGCUCUUGUGGGUUAUUUGCGGCUCACUUUGUUGGGAUGCCUCCUCUGGCACGCCCUCCCAGCGAAUGCUGCCACCGUGACCUACGACUUCAACAUCACCUGGGUCACAGCAAACCCCGAUGGCAUGGCAGACCGCCCAACCAUUGGCAUCAACGGGCAGUGGCCGGUUCCCACCAUCCGAGUCAACAAGGGAGACCGCCUCAUCGUCAAUGUGCUCAACUCUCUCGGAAACCAGUCCACGUCGCUGCACUUCCACGGCCUCUUCAUGAGCGGUGCUACCCAUAUGGAUGGGCCUGUUUCCGUGACGCAAUGCCCCAUCGUCACAUCUGACCUGCCCUUCACAUACAACUUCACGGUCGAUCAACCCGGAACCUACUGGUACCACUCACACAUCCACGGCCAGUACCCUGACGGCUUGCGUGGCCCGCUCAUUGUCCAUGACCCGGAAUCACCCUUCAAAGACAUGUACGACGAGGAGGUCGUCAUGACCGUGUCGGACUGGUACCACGACCAGAUGCCCGGCUUGCUCGGACGAUUCAUGAGCAAGGCCAACCCAACCGGCGCCGAGCCUGUGCCGAACUCGGCCUUGCUCAACGACACGCAGAAUGUGUUAGUCCCGUUGCAGCCGGGCAAGACAUACCUCUUCCGCAUGGUCAACAUUGGCGCUUUUUCCGGUCAGUACAUUUGGUUCGAGGGCCACAACAUGACCAUCCUGGAGGUCGAUGGCGUGUACACACAACCCGCUGAGGCAGCCAUGAUCUACCUCGCUGCUGCUCAAAGGUGCAGUUUUCUCAUCACAGCCAAGAACAAUACCUCUAGAAACUUCCCUAUCGUUGCGAGCAUGGACACGGAUCUGUUCGACACCCUCCCAGACGGCCUGAACUGGAAUGUAACUGGGUGGUUAUUUUACGACACCGCCGGACCUCUCCCGCAACCCGCCGUUGUAUGUGACCCUUUUGAGCCCUUCGACGAUAUGGGCCUCGUCCCGUGGGACAACCAAACCAUCCUCGGCGAGCCAGAUCAGACCAUUGCUCUAGACGUCAUUAUGGACAACCUCAGUGACGGCGCGAACUAUGCCUUCUUCAACAACAUCACCUACGUCGCACCCAAAAUUCCAACCCUCUACACAGUUCUCACCGCCGGCGAACACGCCACCAACCCCACCGUCUACGGCACCUACACACACCCGUUCAUCCUCGAAAAAGACCAGGUCGUCGAUAUUGUGCUCAACAACCUUGACCCGGGCAAGCACCCCUUCCAUCUGCACGGCCACAACUUCCAGGUUAUUUGGCGCUCCCCCGCCAAGGCUGGCACAUCUGCCGGCUCCAAUGUCACGGCAGCUGACUUCCCGUCCAUCCCAAUGAGGAGGGACACGGUGGUCCUGAAUCCAAACGGAAAUAUGGUGUUGCGUUUCAAGAGUGACAAUCCAGGCGUCUGGCUCUUCCACUGCCACAUCGAAUGGCACGUCCAGUCCGGGCUCAUGGCCACCUUCAUCGAGGCCCCGCUCGCCGUGCAGGACCAGACCCUGGACACCCUCGAUACCCAUGGUGCCGCCGGGGAGGUUGCCUGA
Molecule: messenger RNA, 1632 nt
Organism: Chaetomium fimeti
Lineage: Eukaryota; Fungi; Ascomycota; Sordariomycetes; Sordariales; Chaetomiaceae
Product: Cupredoxin
Exons: 6
Coding region: 1-1632 (543 amino acids)
Biological process (GO): cellular response to iron ion starvation; reductive iron assimilation
Cellular component (GO): high-affinity iron permease complex
Molecular function (GO): ferroxidase activity; copper ion binding
Source: RefSeq, a predicted model, not a curated record